AGAAGAGGUAAAGGGGUGGCAACUUCCUGAUCGGUUGAAAGUCCAAAUAAUAUUGUUGAUUUUUCAAAUUAACGCAAGACUCUUACGCCUGAAUCAUGUCAUGCGAAAAUAUUUUCAAAGAUUUUGCUACUAUACAUGCAAGAUUAUUUCAUCACAAGCCAGCUCUUCAGGGGCAUAUUAACUUCUUUCUAAAGGAAUUUGAAGAGCGGCGGGGGGAGCGCGAGGGUCUAAGGAUGAACAGCACCUACAAAAACAUGUCCUACAUCCAAGAACAGGGGCUACCCAACAGCACUGAGGCUCUUCAACAGUGUGUGGCCAACCUCAAAGAAAGUGUGGACUCCGCCACAGCUCAGUGCCAGGAGAUCUGUGACCGGGAAGGCAAGACCAGCACGCAGGAGGAGGAGGCUAGUUUCUUGUCAACUGAACAUGAACGUCGAACCAAGGAGUGGAAUGAUUUCAUAGGUCUGCAGUGUGAACGGAGCGCCACCGUGGACGAGGAGUACGAGAGUCAGAUCGAGGCUCUACGCACUCACUACAGUGACCUUGAAAACAAACUAAGGUCCAAGGUGGUCCUGUAAUGAUGCUCAGAACAGCAGAUGUUGGAGUCUGACUUUGAUUCCUGUGAUGUUUGAUGUGCUGCUAUGAAAUGUAUGGUCAAUACUUUAUGGGUUUGUUUACACCAUGUUCCUCCACCAUCAUAUGAUUACACGCGGGCCACUGUGAAGUUGGUGUUUUAACCAACAAAUCAAGAAAUGACCUGGUUCCAGACAAAAGGAAAUAAGGGUUCCGACCAAAGAGCCCUCAAAUUCCAUCAGGAAUAUUUCUCAUGCAACAUUUUGCUCUUGGAACCUCAAUACAAUGCUUCAAGUUCAGCCGAGUGAAGACCUGGGUUCGAUUCUUCACAUGGGCACAAUUAAAUGUGUGAGGCCCAUUUAUGGGGCCCCAAUCGUGAUAUUGCUGGAAUAUUGCUGAAGCAAUAUAAAACCUUUCACUCAAAGUCAGUGGCAGACAUUGUCAGGGUUUAAUCAGUUCAUGUAUGAAACUUGAAUUCAUGCGAAUUAUUUGUGUGAUGCAUGGCCUCAUUACAUAAUUAAUGAAAUAUUAACAUUACAUCGCACUGCAGAUGGAAGGGAGGAAUGGAGUGUAUAUAAACACAUGAAGUAUUGUUGUGAAUGAACCAUUACCUCCAAACAGUAAUAUACACAUGACUUAAUACACUUGUUAAAGGAUCAGUAUGUAUCAUACCACGAUCUAUUCUCAUCUCCGUUUAGAAUAUGUGUUACAUCUUGUAAGAAUGUUCUGUUUCGACCUGAUAUGACAACUUCAUAAAUCAUAAUAUCUGUGUUGAGCCUUCUGGAAAAAUAUUUCUGGAAAAAAUUCAAAAUGCUCAAAAAGGCAGGAACAAGGUACUUCGACAUAGAUUGAACCUUUACAAAGAAUAGUGGCGGUACAUGUAUGUGCAUUUGUGUGUUUACUGUCCUGCAGGGUUAUAAAUGAAGCAAUACUCAAUCCUAAGUUAUUAAUAUCGGAGGAUAAACUUGCAUAAUUCAAUAUGGAUUUGUUGACACUAUUUCCGAUGACUGAUCAUGACAAAAUGAUAGGUGAAGGUUAGGGGGUCAGCUUAUCUACAGAACAUACCAUUUUGAUAUUGAUUUUAAGGGUCAAGUUAGGGUCUUGCUUUAUCAAUGAGAUCGGCUGAUCUACGGUAAUAUACGUUACAUCAUUUGCACCCUGCAUAUAAUUAGAAUGCUCAAUUCAGGUCAAGCCAGCCAAUGUUUGACCACAUGUAUCCAUGUCUUCAGUAGUAAUCCCUUCAGUGUUUCUUGUUCUGGGAUAUGAUAUUGUGAGGCUACAUGACAGAAACUGGCUUGAGGACUUGCGUUGACUGCACAAGGUUGUAACACCUUCAGGAUGCACAUCAGAACACCAGAUUAACUGACUCUGUUUUGUACAUGGGGUUUUGUGCAAUAUACAUUCCACAAUAUCAAAACAUUAUGUAUAUUUUGUAUUCUAUUUUCAUUAAAUUCUUAUCAGUU
This is a messenger RNA of Haliotis rubra (blacklip abalone), 2036 nucleotides long. RefSeq names its product biogenesis of lysosome-related organelles complex 1 subunit 5-like. Gene Ontology annotation, cellular component: BLOC-1 complex; transport vesicle. The record is from RefSeq and is a predicted model, not a curated record. The coding region runs from base 96 to 578 and encodes 160 amino acids. NCBI's taxonomy places the organism in Eukaryota, Metazoa, Mollusca, Gastropoda, Lepetellida, Haliotidae. The transcript has 5 exons.